AUGAAAAAUAUUUCAGUUCAAUUGAAUGGCAAAAAGGUCCCUGGACUGAUCAUUGAAAAAAAUGAAUGGAACCAAUUAAACAAAUUGAUAAGCGAUGCAGAUGUUAAAAAGGCUAAACAAAUAGACAGACAAAAUAAAUUGAUCAUCAAAACCACAAAGAGGAAUGAAAUACGGCACAAGGAACAAUUAGAAAAAAUUGCAGCAAAACAAAAGAAAUUCUUGGACGAUAUUGAAGCCGAACAUCAAAUAAGAGAUAAAAUUCGAAAUCAAGAAAUUUUGGAAAAACGGAACAAGAUUAAUAAAAAUCUGCAAUUAAAUAUAUGGUCCAAUAAAGAUUCGACAAAAAUGAUACAAAGUGAAGUGUAUAAAAUGCAGGUACUCAAAGAGAGAAAUUUACAAAUAGAGUUUGACAAAGCAGAGAGAAUGAAAACUCAAGAAAAAGAAUGUUUAUUGAAAAUGGAACAAAACGCAGAAGCGGAAAAGUACAGGAAAGAUAAAUUGGAACAGAAAAAAAAACAAGCAGAAAUAAAAAAAGCAAAUAAUGCUAUUCUUCUGAACGAGUUGAAAAUUCGGGAAGAUUUAAGUCGAAAUGAAAUUCUUAGAUUAAAGAAUGAAGGUAUAGCUGAAGUACAGUUGAUAAAACAAGAAAUUGAAAAAAAUAAAAAAGAAGAACAAGCUAAAAUUCAGGCAAAGAAGAAGAUAAUGGAACAAGACCACAAUGAAAACCGAAGAAUUGUAGCUAUGAAAACUGAAUUGCGUCAAUUAGAAGAGUUGAAUGCAAAUACGGCAGUGGCAAAAGCAAACGAAUUAAAAAAAAGAGUGUAUAAACUUAUAAAGUUGAAGGAAAUAAAAAUGAAAGAAGAAAAACAAGAGUUAUUCGAGAAAUUUACAGAGAAAACAAAGAAAAACUUGAGAGAAUCAAGUGAAAAGUUGAAAAUGGAAGAUCAUUACAAUAUUGAAGAAAAUGAGCAAAAGUAUCAAGAAGAAAAACUUCAAAAAGAAGAGCUAAUCAAAAAAAGGAGAAAAAUCUCGGAAGAUAAUAAAAAAAUGUUUGAGGAAAAAGAUCAAAAGGAAAAAGAACGGUUGACAUUAAGUCGUCGGUGGGAACAAGAAAGAAGGCAGCGAGAAAACAAGAUGUUGUGUGAUCUCGAACAGUUACAUAAAGAAGCCAAGAUUAAUGAAACUAAUAACUAUCGAAAAAUUCUAAACGAUCAAUGUGCUACCAAACAAGCAAUUAAAUUGGAUAAUUUACAAGCCGAACGUAAAGAUUACGAUGCUCUUAUAAAAUUAUGGCAUCAAGAUGAAGCCGAAUUUACAACUUAUACUAAAAGUAUAAUAGAUAAAUAUGCCAAAGAUGGAGUAACGGUUGUACCACUCCUCAAAGCUAUUAAGGAGUAUACAGCCAACAGCCGUAAAUAGUAAUUGUUGUUGUAAUCCGUACCCAAUGGGUUAGCUCUAGUGAUGGG
This is a messenger RNA of Sipha flava (yellow sugarcane aphid), 1466 nucleotides long. RefSeq names its product golgin subfamily A member 6-like protein 22. The coding region runs from base 1 to 1419 and encodes 472 amino acids. The record is from RefSeq and is a predicted model, not a curated record. NCBI's taxonomy places the organism in Eukaryota, Metazoa, Arthropoda, Insecta, Hemiptera, Aphididae. The transcript is spliced from 9 exons.